UGUGUAUAUUUCUCUGUUAUUAGAUUGGUAUUAUAAAAAAGUUCUAAUUUCUUCUUUUCAGUAUAUAUACAUAUAAAUAUAACGUAUUCCAAAAAUUCUUUCCUGUUUCCCCUUUCCCACCAUGGCUGGAAAUAAUCUCUUCCUUCACUGAAGUCACAAAGCAUUUCAUCUAUAUGCCUCUGAAAAAACAUAUUUCUUUUUACAUAGUUCUGUAGAUAUUUGUAUACCUCUCUGUUUUUCUAUAUUUGAGUGUAAGUUCCUUGAGGGCAAGGUCCGCGUCUGCCAUUUCUGUAUUCCGAGAAUUCUUCACAUCCUUCCUAUUUCAUGCUUAUUGCUGACCAAAUUCAUUACUUCACAAGACAGAAAGCAUUCUGUAUCCUCUUUUUUUUCAAACUCUGAAAUUUUUCAAACUUCAUUCUUCCCACUAAGUUGAUAGCUGACACCACUGGAAAAGUUGUUAUUAUAACGUUUUGGAAUGUCUGCCUUUAAGGAACAGGAGACGGAGUUAUGAAGGGAAUAAUCCACGGGAGAAGGGAUCUUUAGGAAGAAAGGGACAGCUAACUGCUCAACAUUGCUCAGCUCAAGGAAGAUGAAAACCAGGAACAGUUAGUUGAUUUCGGCAGUUCAGAAGAGUCGCAAGAGCGAAAGCCGGAAACCAGGCUGUGGGGCGCGUGGGCCGGGCUGCUGGUCAGGAAAGGGGAGCCUGAGUCUGGGACACUCCACCUUGCUGAGGCCUCUGCUCAGGGGGAGGGGACGAAAGAAGAGAACGUUUCGAGAAUGGCAGCAAAAAGCAAGAGAAAACAAUCUGUAGGCUAAGAGAGGAAAAUGUACUGGGGGGGUGUUAUUGUAACAUAAAUGACACAUUUAAAACAAGCCCCCAUUUAAUGUCACUGGAGAACAGGCUGGCCCUGUACGAAACCUUAGUUUGUUUGUUUUAACAGUUACUUCUGAUCUGUUUCCAGAAUAAACUCAAUAAUAAGGUGGCUGAGAAUCUAUGGGUAUAUUUGAGGGACUUCCCACCGGUACAGGUGUGAACUGCAGCAUGGCAGUGACAGGCUGGACCAGGUGUGAACUGCAGCGUGGCAGUGACAGGCUGGACCAGGUGUGAACUGCAGCGUGACAGUGACAGUCAGGACCAGGUGGAAACUGCAGUGUGACAGUGACAGUCAGGACCAGGUGUGAACUGCAGCGUGACAGUGACAGUCAGGACCAGGUGACAGGCUGGACCAGGUGUGAACUGCAGUGUGGCAGUGACAGGCUGGACCAGGUGAGAACUGCAGCGUGGCAGUGACAGGCUGGACCAGAUGGAAACUGCAGCGUGGCAGUGACAGGCAGGACCAGGUGCCAGGCACAUGCCCACUAACUCAGACCCACAGUUCACCCGAGGACACAUCUCAGUCACCCUGCUGCCUCUGCUUCCUCAUCCUGUGAAAGGAAGAGGAGCCCUUCAGAUCCAUGCACUGUCUGAGCCUUAACCUGUGCAGAAGCUGAGGGGAACUUCGGUGCCGCAGUGCCUGGGCGGAACUGUGGGCCGUGACCUCAGCCGCUGGUGUAGCAGUGGGGCUUCAGGGAAAACUGUCACCUCGUCCUUGACUGGAAAACGGCCGCCUGUCAUAGCCCAGGUGUUCAGAGGCAGACCGCAUUUACAGUUACACUGUGGUGUUGUCUGAAGCUUUUCAGAAUUAGAGCAAGCGCAUGAAAGACAGGGAUUAUUUGAUGAUGCAGAAGAAUGUAUUAUAGUAAAAAGAAUGGUCCUUUUGAACAUUUUUCUAACGCACAUGGUUUACUUUUCAAAGAAAAUAAUGUACAAGUACUAUAUUCUUUAAACUUAGAAUAUGCAUACCUUGAACCUAGACUCACCAGGAGUGAAAUUAGCCGAAAAAAUAUAGUGGGGAGAUUUAUAGGCCAUUUUUAAUUUCCUUCUCCACUUUUCCUACUUUAUUAGAUUUUUAUCUUUAUAUUACAGCCACUGUCUGGAUUCCAUAUUGUACAUGAAACUUUGUUUUCCGUGUGGUGCCCGUGGCUACGUGACGUCUUAGCACCCACAGCAGGAGGGGUUGAAGCAGCCUCAGCGAUGUCGUGGUUGGGGACGGUGAUUCCAUUUCUUAAACGUGAACAGUUGUCUCUAGGAAAGGUUAGCGCGUGACACAGCUGCUGGGUGAGGAAGUGGAAUCGCAAUACAGUGAGGCUCAACAUGCUGGGAAGAGACGUCCUGAGACCACGAAUGCCGGACAGUUUCCGUAUGUCGUCAGUGCACACGUGUGGCACACAGCAGUGCUGCAAAAUCAAAACCAAAUGUUUUCAAAGGGAAGAAAAGCAAUUACCGAAUGAGGUUUUUAAGGUUGCUGUACACGUGUGUGCAGAUUUUUCGAGAACAAAAAACAAAAAGUCAUCAUAUGGGUAAAUUAAACCACAGAAUGAAAACUGAGCCAUUUGGGGCCCACUGCCCUCUAUUGAUAACAUGUUUGUGAGUAAAAAUACAUAACUUCUGAUUCAUUUGAAAGAAAAGGGAUCCAUUUAAAAUAACAUGUAAUGAAUAAUGGUAUGAGCCAGGGGCCAUUUUCAUUUCACGGGGCUGAUAUUUUAAAGGUCUAAAAUGUAAAGGAUUCUUUUUAAGUCUGAAGCAAUGAACUCAAUGUCUCAGUCAUGCUAUUGAGACAAAGGACUUUAUUGCUUCAAAACCAGUUACUUUCAUCUUAGUUUGCAUUUGGUGGAGGAGGAAAUAAAAUAAGGAGAAUAUUUUUUUGCACUGGGUGUGUUCUAGAAGUGUAAAAGCUUCUGGCCACUCGGUGUUUACACUUGAACAACCGCAGCCAGCAUAUUGUCAUUUGUAUGUUUUUAUUACAUUCAGAAUUAUUCUAAAAGGUUAUUCUGUUUUAUAUAGCAUAAUUUUGCCUUAAUGCGUUUUUAAAUCCAGAAUGUGCAGGGUCUAGUAAAUAAUGUUCAAACUGGGAAUCCUGUGGAUCUGUGUGAUUUUGCACUGGGCAGUUAAUUCUUAGUGGGGCUAUGAAUUUUUAAUGGUGAGUUUGGGAAAGCAAACAUUUGUGGCAAGUUUACUUAUUCCUAAUGUCUUUUGUGCUUGAAGAGAGAGAGGAUAGCUAGAUAGAGGUUAAGAGGCCAGACUCUAGACCCAGACUACCAAGGUUCCUAGUUUUGUGACUUUGAAUGAGUUCCUUAAGCCUGUCUGUGCCUCAGUUUCACCUCACAAGGUGAUUAUGAGAGUUAAAUGAUAGUCUAUGUAAAGCGCAAGACCACCUGCUACUCUGAGUAAGCGCAAGCUUUUAGUUAUUUAAGAUUACUUUAAAAGAAGAGUAGUGAAAAAUACCCGUGCAAAUGCUCCCUUAAAGCAUAAUUGUGUUAUAUUUUAAUUUCUUUGUUAAAAUUGUAAUUUAAAGUAAAUGCUUCCACAAAACCAGAUAUAUAAAAUUAAGAGAUGAGAAUUUAAAAAUUAGUAAUCUAUUCUUAAAGACACAUAGUAGCUUUUUUCAGAAUGACACUUAGAGCCACCAGUUUUAUUUGUAACUGUUAGCAUGAUUUUGAAGAAAUAACUCAUUAACACAUGAGUAAGAAGCCUAUUUCAAAUGAUCCAGAAACAGCCACUGCCCGAAGUCAAAUGAGCUAGCAUGGUUGAGGAUUACAGAGUUACUGCAAGUCAAAUGUUUUGUUUUGUUUUUCUUCUUCUUCUAAUAAAGAGUCAAGAAACUGGAAGUUUGCAUGAUGCAUUUUGGGUUUUAGAAAAAGUUCAGUUUGGUCGACUCCUGUUGGGCACUCGGUUCAUACCAAGACCUGGAAGCGUCAGGAUGGUAACUCCGGGUCCAGGACCGCAGGGAGGGGCACAGAAACAGAUCUUCCAGUCAACGGCAGCGGACGAGGGUGUGGGAAAGGCUUCUGGAAGAAAGGGCCGAUGGUAGGAUUCGGUAACAGGGAGGAGUUUCCCACGCGUAGGAAGAGACGAAGGCCAAGCUGUAGUGGCUGAGGAGCAUGAGCACCUGGGAGCUUGUUCAUUUAGUCAGACAGGUGCUGUUCUCGUCACUGGUGCCGCACUAAAUAAAGCAGACAAAAUCUCUGCCCUCGGGGAACUCGCAGUCUAGUGGACAUGUUCAUUAUCGUUUUAGCUGGAAGGAAACUUACAGGUUUAUGGCAAGUAUUCGGUUUGGUUACUUUUAAGGUUUGUACCACAUGAACCUUUUAUGGACUGAGUUCUUUUUAAAGAACUGUUAGAGGAAAGGUAUGGAGAAAGGGAAUAACUAAAGAAACAGAAAUUCUGGAAGAGACUGCAGGGAGGAUGAGUCCUCUGUUAAAAUGUAUUUCUUUCCACUAAUGAAGUGUGGAUGCCUGGGAAAGAGCUGCUCUUCCCCAGGCAUAGAUGAAGAUACAAAACGUUCUUGGUCAUGUGUGGGCAUUAUUCUGACUCUCAAUAGAUUGUAGCGUACGACCCCUGCUACCGUAUCACAAAAAUGAGAGGACCACAGUCUUGUAAUUUUCUAUAAAUACUUAUAAUCCCAUUACAUCUUUUAUUGAUAAAUACCUGUACUUGGUCAAAAAUAUGAGAACUUAACAAAUUCCUCUCUUAAGUACCAGAAAUGUUGCUUCUAGGGGCCUUGUUUGUGACUUGUUUGUGCUUUUGUAGCUACGCAGCCCUGAUAGCUGACUGGCCCGUGGUGGUCUUGGGCAUGUGCACGGUGCUGAUCGUGGUCUGUGCCUUGGUCGGAGUGUUAGUGCCGGAGCUUCCUGACUUCUCCGACCCGUUGCUGGGUUUUGAACCAAGAGGGACUGCCAUCGGCCAGAGGCUGGUCACGUGGAACAACAUGGUGAAAAAUACAGGAUACAAAGCAACGUUAGCAAAUUACCCUUUCAAAUACGCAGACGAACAAGCCAAAAGCCAUCGGGACGAUAGGUGGUCGGAGGAUCACUACGAAAGGGAGAAAAGAGAAGUUGACUGGAACUUCCACAAGGACGGCUUCUUCUGCGAUGUUCCCAGUGACCGAUAUUCCAGAGUGGUGUUCACUUCAGCCGGAGGAGAGACACUGUGGAAUUUACCUGCAAUUAAAUCGAUGUGCAAUGUAGAUAAUUCCAGGAUCAGGUCCCACCCCCAGUUUGGAGACCUAUGCCAGAGGACCACGGCUGCCUCCUGCUGCCCCAGCUGGACGCUGGGGAACUACAUCGCCAUUCUCAACAACAGGUCCUCCUGCCAGAAGAUAGUCGAGCGGGACGUGUCCCAUACCUUGAAGCUGCUCCGGGCCUGCGCCAAGCACUACCAGAACGGCACCCUGGGGCCGGACUGCUGGGACAUGGCGGCCAGGAGGAAGGACCAGCUCAAGUGCACCCACGUGCCGCGCAAGUGCACCAAGUUCAACGCCGUGUACCAGAUCCUGCACUACCUGGUGGACAAGGACUUCCUGGCCCCGAAGACGGCCGGCCUCGCCGCGCCCGCGCUCAAGUACAGCAUGCUCUUCUCGCCCACGGAGAAGGGGCAGAGCAUGAUGAGCAUCUACCUGGACAACUUCGAAAACUGGAACUCGUCUGACGGCGUGACGACCGUCACCGGGAUCGAGUUCGGCAUCAAGCACAGUCUGUUCCAGGACUAUCUGCUCAUGGAUACUGUGUAUCCUGCCAUCGCCAUCGUGAUCGUCCUCCUCGUCAUGUGCGUCUACACCAAGUCCAUGUUCAUCACUCUGAUGACCAUGUUUGCCAUCAUCAGCUCCCUGAUCGUGUCCUACUUUCUCUACCGCGUCGUGUUUAACUUCGAGUUUUUCCCCUUCAUGAACCUCACCGCGCUCAUUAUUCUGGUCGGCAUUGGCGCAGACGACGCUUUCGUCCUGUGCGAUGUCUGGACCUACACCAAGUGCGACAAGCCCCACGCCGCGACCUCGGAAGCGGUGAGCGUCACCCUGCGGCACGCCGCGCUCUCCAUGUUCGUCACCAGCUUCACCACGGCCGCCGCCUUCUACGCCAACUACGUGAGCAGCAUCACGGCCAUCCGGUGCUUUGGGGUCUACGCGGGGACGGCCAUCCUGGUGAAUUACGUCCUGAUGGUCACAUGGCUGCCGGCGGCGGUGGUCCUGCACGAGCGGUACCUUCUCAACAUAUUCAGCUGCUUCCGGAAGCCCCGGCAGCAGAGGUACCGCCCCGAGAGCCGCUGGAGGGCGGCCUGGCAGAGGUGCCGCAGCGCCCUGCUCGCCGUCUCCGAAGCGUCCCGCAUCUUCUUUGAGAAGGUGCUGCCGUGCCUGGUCAUCAAGUUCCGCUACCUGUGGCUGUUCUGGUUCCUGGCGCUGACGGCGGGCGGCGCCUACGUCGUGUGCGUGAACCCCAGGAUGAAGCUGCCCUCGCUGGAGCUGGCCGAGUUCCAGGUGUUCAGGGCGUCGCACCCCUUCGAGCGCUACGACGCCGAGUACAAGAAGCUGUUCAUGUUUGAGCGCGUGCACCACGGCGAGGACCUCCACAUGCCCAUCACGGUCGUCUGGGGCGUGUCCCCGGAGGACAACGGCAACCCGCUCAACCCCAAGAGUAAAGGGAAGCUGGCCCUGGACGGCAGCUUCAACAUCGCCAGCCCGGCGUCGCAGGCCUGGAUUUUGCACUUCUGCCAAAAGCUGAGAAACCAGACGUUCUUUUACCAGACCGACGAGCAGGACUUCACCAGCUGCUUCAUUGAGACCUUCAAGCAGUGGAUGGAGAACCAGGACUGCGACGAGCCCGCCCUGUACCCGUGCUGCAGCCACUGGAGCUUCCCCUACAAGCAGGAGGUGUUCGAGCUGUGCAUCAAGAGGGCCAUCAUGGAGCUGGAGAGGAGCACCGGCUACCACCUGGACAGCAAAACCCCGGGGCCGAGGUUCGACAUCAACGACACCAUCCGGGCAGUCGUGCUCGAGUUCCAGAGCACCUACCUCUUCACGCUGGCCUACGAGAAGAUGCACCAGUUUUAUAAAGAGGUGGACUCGUGGAUCUCCCGGGAGCUGCGCUCAGCACCCGAGGGCCUGAGCAACGGCUGGUUCGUCAGCAACCUGGAGUUCUACGACCUCCAGGACAGCCUCUCGGACGGCACCCUCGUCGCCAUGGGGCUCUCGGUGGCCGUCGCGUUCAGCGUGAUGCUGCUGACGACCUGGAACGUCGUCAUAAGCCUCUACGCCAUCGUUUCCAUAGCCGGCACCAUAUUCGUCACCGUCGGGUCCCUGGUCCUGCUGGGCUGGGAGCUGAAUGUUCUGGAGUCCGUCACCAUUUCAGUCGCCGUUGGCCUGUCCGUAGACUUCGCCGUCCACUACGGGGUGGCCUACCGCCUGGCCCCGGAUGCGGACCGCGAGGGCAAGGUGGUCUUCUCCCUGAGCCGCAUGGGCUCCGCCAUCGCCAUGGCCGCGCUCACCACCUUCGUGGCCGGGGCCAUGAUGAUGCCGUCCACGGUCCUGGCCUACACCCAGCUGGGCACCUUCAUGAUGCUCAGCAUGUGCGUCAGCUGGGCCUUCGCCACCUUCUUCUUCCAGUGCGUGUGCCGGUGCCUCGGGCCGCAGGGCACCUGUGGCCAGAUCCCUCUGCCUAAGAAGCUGCAGUGCGGCGCCUUUUCUCACGCCCUGCCUGCGAGUGCCGGCGACAAGGGACAGAGCAAAGCCCACGCCAUGAACGCCUAUCAUCCAGAUCCCAGGGGGCAGCCAGCUGAGCUGGAGCAUGAGUUUUAUGAAUUAGAGCCUCUGGCAGCGCACGGCUGCACCGGCCCCGAGAGGACGGCCUACGAGGAGACCCGCGUCUGCCCUGAAUGCUUCAGCGGCCCCGCGAGGACUCGGGGGCUGCCUGUGCGCGCGGCCCUCGGCGGCGAGCUCGGCACGAGCGGCAAGCGGGACGCUGGCGUCGCCCUGGGACAGCCGUCCCUGGAGCAGCGCGGCGUGUGCCCGCUCUUCUCGCUGCGUCCCAGGUGCAGCUGCCCGCCCGCCUACAGGCACCUGAAGUUCGGCCCACACUGCUGCCAGCAGCUGGGGGGCUGCCUGUGCCCGCCGUGCGCGCCUGCGGCCGGCAGCUUCGCCCCGAUCCAGAACGGCCUGGCGCCCCUGAAGGCCACGCACCGGGCGGCCGAGGGCUUCCUGCCCCCCGCGCCGCACGUCCACGCCUGCGCCUGCCUGCAGGGCACAGCGGAGCCGCCGGGAACGCGGGGUUCGCUGCCCCGGAAUCUCUUCCUCCCCCCGGGGCAGCACGUUCAGGCCCAGGAAAAACUGGGCCAGACCGGAGCGCAGGGUCUCCCGGGCGGAGAGGGGCGGCCUCCGAGGGGGGCGGGGCAGCCUCCGAGGGGGGCGGGGCAGACUCCGAAGGGGGCGGAGCCACCAUCACUUGUCUGCACGAGCACCGGACCUUUGCACAAAGCGUGCUGUGACCCCGAGAAUAAACCCAGGGGACUCUGUAAAAACAGAGAUGUUGGAACUCCGGAGAGCAGCGGGGGGACCGAAGACAAGGCCUCGGGGUCCGCGAGCCAGAGCGACGCGGCGGGAGGGAGAGGGGAGCCGCGCUUGCCGCAGCCCGAUGCGCGCUCGGAGCGCUUCCCCCAGCGUGAACCGCAGCCCCUGUUGAACCGGUUCCUGGCGGAGGCUGGCGGUGGGCCCUGCCCCGACGGCCCGCAGAGCUGCGGCAGAGCUGCGAGCCUGAAGUGCAAUUCCGUGGACUGUCAGACGCCACACGUGGACACCGCCCUGCCUGCUGUGUUCACACACUCGGAACUUUCUGGCGAAAGUCUGUUAAUCAAAACACUAUAAUAAAUAUAGCACUAAAUACAGAA
This is a messenger RNA of Lemur catta (Ring-tailed lemur), 8752 nucleotides long. RefSeq names its product dispatched RND transporter family member 1 (gene DISP1). The transcript is spliced from 6 exons. The record is from RefSeq and is a predicted model, not a curated record. NCBI's taxonomy places the organism in Eukaryota, Metazoa, Chordata, Mammalia, Primates, Lemuridae. Bases 4584 to 8729 code for a protein of 1381 amino acids. Gene Ontology annotation, cellular component: membrane.